This is a messenger RNA of Callorhinus ursinus (northern fur seal), 5333 nucleotides long. The record is from RefSeq and is a predicted model, not a curated record. NCBI's taxonomy places the organism in Eukaryota, Metazoa, Chordata, Mammalia, Carnivora, Otariidae.
GUCCGUUGGGAGGCGGGCGCGAAGGGAUGCUUCGGCGUUACCGGCCCCUGGCCUGGGUCUUUCUGUGGGUCACCUUCACCCAUUCUCCCAGAAACCGCGCGCUGAAUGCGCAUUCGGGCGUUUCCGGCAGGUCUCUUAUAAAGAGUAUAUUGCUGGGCUUUUUACCCUUUUAUCCUGUUUGAAUGUUAUUUUAAUAGCCCACAGGUCCUGCCUCCACAAAGAUAAGACAAAUCUGUGAUGUGAGUAAAAGGAAGCCUGGAGAGCAGUUAUCCAUCAUGGAAGGAGACCUUCUGACCUUAGAAUUCUCCUGGAAGCUGCUGGGCCCUGAGAUAGAGUGGACCCUGGAAUUGAUGGAUCUACAGCUUAUCUUAACCCUUCUGCCCUGAGUGGACAAGCCCUGAAUGACAUCUCAGCCUUCAGAGAUCAGCAGUCGCUGUAUGACAAUGGAGCAUUUAACCCAGAUGAUGGAAAGGAGAGCUUGGCAUUCUCAGGACUCUGGCCUUUUGGAGGAAGAAGAGGAUAUGACCAGGUCUCUUGAAACAGUGACAUUUAAGGAUGUUGCUGUGGACCUCACCCAGGAGGAAUGGCAGCAAAUGAAACCUGCUCAGAGGAACUUGUACCGGGAUGUGAUGCUAGAGAACUACAGCAACCUAGUCACAGUGGGUUAUCAAGUCACCAAACCAGAUGUGAUCUUCAAGUUGGAGCAGGAAGAGGAGCCAUGGGUGGUAGAGGAAGAAAUGCUUGGGAGGCACUGUCCAGAAGUUUGGGAAGUUGAUGAACAGAUCAAGAAGCAACAGGAAACACUUGUGAGGAAAGUCACAUCCAUCUCCAAGAAAACUCUGAUUAAGGAAAAUGUCAUUGAAUGUAAAAGAGUUACAAAAAUAUUUCCUUUGAGCUCAGAUAUUCUUACUUCAAGACAAAACUUCUUUGAAUAUGACUCACUUGAUAAGGGUUUGGAACAUAAUUUAGAUUUACUUAGUUAUGAGAAGAACUGUGUAAGAGAGAAAAACUAUGAGUAUAAUAAGUACAGGAAGCCUUUUUACCAUUGUUCAUCCCAUGUUCUAACCCCUUUUAAGUGUAAUCAGUGUGGACAAGACUUCAGUCAUAAAUUUGACCUCAUCAGACAUGAGAGAAUUCAUGCUGGAGAGAAACCCUAUGAAUGUAAGGAAUGUGGAAAAGCUUUCAGCAGGAAGGAAAAUCUUAUCACACAUCAAAAAAUUCAUACUGGGGAAAAACCAUAUAAGUGUAAUGAAUGUGGAAAAGCUUUCAUUCAGAUGUCAAACCUUAUUAGACACCAGAGAAUUCAUACAGGGGAGAAACCUUAUGCAUGUAAGGAUUGUUGGAAAGCCUUCAGUCAGAAAUCAAAUCUCAUUGAACAUGAGAGAAUUCAUACUGGAGAAAAACCCUAUGAAUGUAAAGAAUGUGGAAAAUCCUUCAGCCAGAAGCAAAACCUUAUUGAGCAUGAGAAAAUUCACACUGGGGAGAAACCUUAUGCAUGUAAUGAAUGUGGUAGAGCUUUUUCUCGAAUGUCAUCUGUUACUCUACACAUGAGAAGUCACACAGGGGAGAAACCCUAUAAAUGUAAUAAAUGUGGAAAAGCCUUCUCUCAAUGCUCAGUGUUUAUUAUACAUAUGAGAAGUCAUACAGGUGAGAAGCCUUAUGUGUGUAGUGAAUGUGGGAAAGCGUUUUCUCAAAGUUCAUCCCUUACUGUACAUAUGAGAAAUCACACAGCCGAGAAACCUUAUGAAUGUAAUGAGUGUGGAAAAGCCUUCAGCAGGAAAGAAAAUCUCAUUACACAUCAGAAAAUUCAUACUGGAGAGAAACCAUAUGAAUGUAAUGAAUGUGGGAAAGCUUUUAUUCAGAUGUCAAACCUCAUUAGACACCAGAGAAUUCAUACUGGUGAGAAACCUUAUGCAUGUACAGUGUGUGGGAAAGCCUUUAGUCAGAAAUCAAAUCUCACUGAACACGAGAAAAUUCAUACUGGAGAGAAACCCUAUCAUUGUAAUCAAUGUGGAAAAGCUUUCAGUCAGAGACAAAAUCUCCUUGAGCAUGAAAAAAUUCAUACUGGAGAAAAACCAUUUAAAUGUAAUGAAUGUGAUAAAGCCUUCUCUCGAAUCUCAUCCCUUACUCUUCAUGUGAGAAGUCAUACAGGGGAGAAACCGUAUGAAUGUAAUAAGUGUGGAAAAGCCUUCUCUCAAUGCUCAUUACUUAUUAUACAUAUGAGAAGUCAUACUGGUGAGAAACCUUUUGAAUGUAAUGAAUGUGGGAAAGCAUUCUCUCAAAGAGCAUCCCUUUCUAUACAUAAGAGAGGGCAUACAGGUGAGAAACGCCGAAAACCUCAUAAAUGUAAGGAAUGUGGGAAAGCCUUUCAUUCUAACUCACAACUCCGUAAACACCAAAAGAUCCACAUUGGUGAGAAACCCUAUAAAUGUAAGGAGUGUGGGAAGGCCUUUCCAUCUACCUCACAACUUAAUUUACAUCAGAGAAUUCAUACUGAUGAGAAAUACUAUGAAUGUAAGGAAUGUGGGAAAGCCUUUACCCGUCCCUCACAUCUUCUUCGACAUCAGAGAAUCCAUACUGGUGAGAAACCCCAUAAAUGUAAGGAGUGUGGGAAAGCAUUCCGUUACGACACACAGCUUAGUCUUCAUCAGAUAAUUCAUACUGGUGAAAGACGCUAUGAAUGUAAGGAAUGUGGAAAGGUAUAUAGUUGUGCCUCACAACUGAGUCUACAUCAAAGAAUUCAUACUGGUGAGAAACCUCAUAAAUGUAAGGAAUGUGGGAAAGCGUUUAUCUCUGAUUCACAUCUUAUUAGACAUCAGAGUGUUCAUACUGGUGAGAAACCAUAUAAAUGUAAGGAAUGUGGAAAGGCCUUUCGUCGUGGCUCGGAACUUACUCGACAUCAGAGAGCUCACACUGGAGAGAAACCCUAUAAAUGUAAGGAAUGUAAAAUGGCCUUUACUUGUAGCACAGAACUUAUUCGACAUCAAAAAGUUCACACUGGUGAGAGACCCCAUAAAUGUAAGGAAUGUGGAAAGGCUUUUAUUCGAAAGUCAGAACUUACUCAUCACGAGAGAAGUCAUAGUGGUGAAAAGCCCUAUAAGUGUAAGGAAUGCGAGAAGGCCUUUGGUCGUGGCUCAGAACUUAAUCGACACCUGAAAAUUCAUACUGGUGAGAAACCUUACAAAUGUAAGCAAUGUGGGAAGGCCUUUAUUCGUGGCUCACACCUUAGUAAACAUCAAAGAAUUCAUACAGGAAAGAGGAGUGAAUGAAGUCAUGGGAAGGCUCAAAAUUUUACUGACAUCUGCAAAGUCAUACUAGUAAAACAAACAAAACCCUCUGAUUUUAAGGAAUGUGGGAAAGCCUUUGAAGAUAACAAUAUCAGAGCUCACAGUGUGGAUACAGGGCCUUUAUUUGAGGGCCAGAAUUUAUUUGACGUGUUAAUGCUGAGAUACUUUAUAAAUGUUAGAGAUUGAGAGGGUUCUAUUUAUGUUUCAAAAUUUAUUAGACAUCAGGGUUCAGUUGAAAUAAAAGUGAAAAAAUCCCAUGAAUGUAAGGAAAGUGGGAAGGCUUUGGAAGGCAGUUAAUGUGUCAGAGACAGUCAUACAAAUGGUUCUCAACAUCAGGGUCAUUUGCCCUGUGGGAAAUCAGAGGAUUCAUAAUAUAAAUGUCAUAAAUAUAGGAGACCAAUUUGCUUUAGCUAACAAAUUACUUGUCUCAUAAUUCAUACUUGAGGAAGGCUACAUACAGUAAUGUUAAAAAUGCAGCAAAUUCUUCCCGUUCAAAUCUUAAUAUUUGCAAGCUCAUCUUCUAAAAUUAACCUGAACUGAGGCAGAUUGGGAAAGGAUUUAACCAAUGCUCAGUCCUUACUUGGCUUAUAGGGCAAAUUACUUAACUAGGUCUAAACUUUCUCACUUAUAAAUUAGUAAUAUUAAUUAGUACCAUCUUGUUAGCAUUAUGAAGUUAAAUAAUUACAUUAUAUCCCAUAGAAUACUGUAUGGCUCGUAUUGAAAGUGAGUUAAAUAAGAGCUGAUUUAUUUUCAUAUUUGUGGAUAGACAUCAUAUGAGAGGAAGGCCUUAUGUGUACCAUGACUAUCAGAACAUCUUAAAUCAUCUCUUUAUUGAAUGUCAGGUAAUUCCUUCUGGAAAAAAAUUGAAAACUGAAGUGUUCAUUCACCUUGCCCUCUUGCCUCACUAGGGGAAAGGAAAUCAAGGCAAGUUACAAUUCGGAGUGAAUGACAAAAAAAAACCUCCAUGUUGAAAGUUGUAGGAUGCAACAGAGCUAUACUUAGGAAAAUUAACUUCUUUUAAUAUGUGUAGAAAAUGCAGACAGUUAAUGGCCACAAUUCAUUGUCAGUUCAAUGUACUUGGUGCACUGCCUGUUCUAAUAGGUUCCCUGUAAACACUUGUUGAAAUCUGAGAAAUGAGAGAGUAAAUGAAUAAGCAUUUGACUCUAGUGUGUAGAAAAGCUCUAAUUAAGAGCAAAGCCCAAAACAAAACAACAAAAAACCUUGAAAACUUUUUGAAAUGGGGGGAAAAAAACCCUCAGCCAUCAUGAAUGAAAGGAAAUGUAACUACAAAAAAGGAGUUUUAAAGAAAGAAGGCAAUAUUGUUGCCCCAGACACUGUUGGUUGCCUAUCCAUUGGUGUUAGCCAUUCUCCCUUUGCCAGGACUGCCUGCUGCCCAUCUAAAGUCUAGGUCUUGCACCUAGUUUGCUUUGCAUCUGGGCAUAUAUGUGACAGUCCUGGCCAUACAAGAUCUGAGCAAAAGUCUGCAAGUAGGCUUUAGGUUAAAUUUUCUUUCCUAACAAUAGGAGGAAGUAGCCUUAUGUUACAGGAUGCAUGUCUAUAUGUCUGAUACCUGAGAGGCUGAGAUUGGCACAGGGGACAGAUUGGAAUUACCUGCAUCCUUGACACUGUUGAACUGGUGAAAUGAUGCAGAGCUGCCCUGUCCCUGGAUUUUGAGUAAAAUAAGAAACUUCAUGCAUAUCUGUUUUUUAAAGGUUAUACUCAAUUUUUUAUGAUAGACCUGAGUCCUGGGAAAAAAUAUUUUUGUAUGUAUAUAUACAUAUUUAUUCAUCUUUAAUUUAGUAAGACGAGGAAAUGUUUAUAUUCAGCUCUUUAUACUAUAUCUGAAAUUGUGGAAAAGCAUUAUUUUCUUAAAUACUUUUUAGACGUGUAUACAUGUAUUCUACUUCGAUUUAGUAAGACAUGGGAAAUGGUUUUUUUUGUUGUGUUUUGACAUUCAGCAUUGUACUGUGUGUGUUUAUAUUCAGCUCUUUAAAGCAUGGCUGAAAUCCUCAGUGUUUUCCUGAAUAAAGUAAGAACCAAUAAAAA